GAACCAUCUGCUCUUCAAAUCAGAUCAUGGUGAAAAGAUUCAAGGGUCGCUUCUGGCCUUGCUUCUGAUACAGUGCUGGUCUAUAUGUAUCCCAGCUCAUGAAUCAUAUCCGCUCAAAUCAAGCACAAGACUUGUUCUACAGUACCCACCGUCUUCAUGUCUACCUCUUUGUCCGUUCUGCUCACACUUCCCUUCUUAGCCAUCAUCUCGAUCCCCCUCGUCAUCACCGCUUGGAUCACGAUCAGCCUCUCGCUGCUAGCGCUCAUCCUCAGACUUCUCAUCAUCUACCUGGAGCUAUGCUUCGCAAUCAUCGCCAACUUCUUCGUGAUCCCGACAGCAACAAACAUCUCGUUGCUGAAUCUAUCUGCAUCGGAGCCCUCGACGCCCGCCUCUUCGACCCCCAAAAGACUCUCCAUAGACCAUGGCGCAACGAGGCCUUCACCACCCGCCUUGACGUCUCACCAGCACCAACAUCAUCAUGCCUACAAUCAUCACAGCCAUCACCUGGCACACUCACUUGCACGCGCCCAGAGCAAUAAACGUCCUAACCACGCCACCCGGACCAACAGCGCCUCCACCUCCUCCGACGACCAACAAGACAGCAACAUCCCGCCCACCCGCCUGUGCAAGGAACCAUCCCAACGUAACGGACACGCCCCUGCCUCUACAGCAGCAGCAGCGGGCCUCCUAGGCCUCAUCAGCGGCAACUCCGGCCGGGACUUCGAAGGUCUCGGCGGCUGGCGCUCACCCCCACCACCACCCAGUACCUCCAGAUACCACCAUCUCCCAGGCACGCACUCCCCAACAACAACCCCGAACGGCCUCCUCAGAGACGACACCCAUACCAACACAAACAGAUCCGACGACCCCGACGGCGAAGACGAGCGAGCCUGGCUCUCCAUCAACCAACGCCUCGAGCUCCCCUCGCAACCCCUAACCCUCCGCAGCAACAGCAGCACCUCGGAGCUCGUGGAACCAUCAUCAUCAUCAUCAUUCUGGCGCCAAAGACGCCCAUCGCAGGAGCAGCACCCACCACCGCCGCACCACGGCGGCCGACAUCGCCGCCAUCACCACCGCUCAGCAACCACCUCCUCGCUCCAAGUCUCCAAGCUAUCGACCAGCUCGUUGUUCUUGUCCCUGUCCAGUCGGCCGGAACCCAGCGUAGCAGCAGCAGCAGCACCACAGUCCGAGGCCCCCCGCGGCCUCAGAGCUCUGUCUCCGUCCUCAUCAUCAACCAUCCACCAGCUACCCUCUUUCCCGGAGACAGCACUCUCGGCUGAGAGCCACUCCUCCAGUGCAGUUCUCGAUGCCACCCCCGGACCGGGUGGUGGCGGCGGCGGCGGCGGCUACUUCGUCGCACGACCCACCGCGGCGAGCAAGGCUAGUUCCAACAGCAGCGGAACCGUGACCCCCGUCGAAGGAGGGCAGCGGUCCCCCCGGCCACCGGGCAAAUCGAUGGUGCAUUACUCCACGGGCCUGCGGUACCGCCGAAGAAGUAUAUCCGGACCGAACUCAGGCGUUCAGUUCCUGCAGCCUUGAAGCUCUGGUCUGGCUUGUUGUAGGAAUUGUUCGGUACGUUGCAUUCAGAGUGACUACUCGGUCAUAAAGGGCCCAAAUCCAUAGUCUUGGAGCCAUUCAUUAUUUUGGGUUGGAUGCAUGGGAAAAUUUUGUGUCAUAUGUCCUAGUCGAUUAGCCUGCGCACUCUACUAGUCUAUUAAUUUCGUG
Molecule: messenger RNA, 1725 nt
Organism: Aspergillus aculeatinus CBS 121060
Lineage: Eukaryota; Fungi; Ascomycota; Eurotiomycetes; Eurotiales; Aspergillaceae
Exons: 1
Coding region: 157-1539 (460 amino acids)
Source: RefSeq, a predicted model, not a curated record